AUCAAGCUCUGUUUUAUUUUUAGGAGCAUAGCGUUGUGUUUAAAAUGGAAGUGGACAUAAAUGGAGAGUCCAGAAGUACCAUAGCCACCCUCCCUGUGCCUCUUGCAGAGAUGAGCACUGCAGGCAAAAGCGACGCCGAGAAGCCCCGAUGCUCCAGCACACCAUGUUCACCAAUGCGGCGGACAGUUUCGGGCUAUCAGAUCCUCCAUAUGGAUUCUAACUAUUUGGUUGGCUUCACAACUGGAGAGGAGCUGCUGAAAUUAGCCCAAAAGUGUACAGGAAAUGAAGAGAGCAAAGGGGAAUCUGGGCCUAACUUGCGCUCCAAAUGGCUCGAUUUGGGACUCGCACGUCCCUCCCGUUUAUACAAAACCAGAAGCAGGUACUAUCAGCCAUAUGAGAUUCCAGCAGUGAACGGGAGGAGGAGGAGGCGGAUGCCCAGCUCAGGGGAUAAAUGCACUAAGGCUUUACCAUAUGAACCUUACAAGGCACUACAUGGCCCCCUGCCUCUUUGCCUUUUAAAAGGUAAAAAGGCUCACUCUAAAUCCCUGGACUACCUCAAUUUAGACAAAAUGAGCAUCAAGGAACCUGCUGACACAGAAGUGCUACAAUACCAGCUCCAACACCUCACCCUUAGAGGGGACCGUAUGUUUGCAAGAAAUAAUACAUGAACUCUGCUUCGGAAUUUAGAAUCCAUUUCUGGUUAUUUCUCUGUUGCUGCAAAAAUCCACUGUUGUACCGUAUACAUGACUGUCCACAUCGUAGGUGGUUGUAUCAGCUCAAUGUUACCAGAAAGUAAUUUAUUUGGCUAGAAUUCUGACAAUGCUAUGUGUUACAAAUGCUC
This is a messenger RNA of Tinamus guttatus (white-throated tinamou), 841 nucleotides long. The record is from RefSeq and is a predicted model, not a curated record. Lineage: Eukaryota; Metazoa; Chordata; Aves; Tinamiformes; Tinamidae.